This is a messenger RNA of Salmo salar (Atlantic salmon), 900 nucleotides long. RefSeq names its product small ribosomal subunit protein eS8. Gene Ontology annotation, molecular function: structural constituent of ribosome. The record is from RefSeq and is a predicted model, not a curated record. NCBI's taxonomy places the organism in Eukaryota, Metazoa, Chordata, Actinopteri, Salmoniformes, Salmonidae. Gene Ontology annotation, cellular component: ribosome. Gene Ontology annotation, biological process: translation.
GUUGAAUCACAGCAGUAAUAAUUUUGGGGCAUUCAAGUAUAUCCUGGGUGGUUUUACAGUCUGGUCAUAAAUACAUGACGGAAGUUCAAUUUCCAGGUUGUUGAACUGCAUUUGAAGAUAUCCGAAGAAGAAUUGCUCUUUUCUUUGUUUUACAAUCUCGCGAUAUCUUGACACCGUCAAACUCCCCCCAUGAUCCUUUGCGUGUUCUCUUUCUACCCGGCGCGUUAGAAUGGGUAUCUCUAGGGACAACUGGCAUAAACGCCGCAAGACCGGCGGCAAACGGAAGCCCUACCACAAGAAGAGGAAGUAUGAGCUGGGUCGUCCUCCCGCAAACACCAAGAUUGGACCCCGUCGUAUUCACACGGUGAGGACCCGCGGCGGCAACAAGAAGUACCGUGCUCUGAGGGUCGACGUGGGUAACUUCUCCUGGGGCUCUGAGUGCUGCACUCGUAAAACCAGGAUCAUCGACGUCGUGUACAACGCCUCUAACAACGAGUUGGUGAGAACCAAGACCUUGGUGAAGAACUGCAUCGUUCUCGUCGACAGCCUGCCUUACAGGCAGUGGUAUGAGGCCCACUUCGCCACUCCUCUGGGACGCAAGAAGGGAGCCAAGCUUACUCCAGAGGAGGAGGAGGUGAUCAACAAGAAGAGGUCGAAGAAGAUUCAGAAGAAGUUUGACGAGCGUAAGAAGAACUGCAAGAUCAGCGCUCUCCUGGAGGAACAGUUCAUGCAGGGGAAACUCCUCGCCUGCAUUGCCUCCAAGCCCGGCCAGUGCGGCAGGGUGGAUGGCUACGUGUUGGAAGGCAAGGAGCUGGAGUUUUACCUGAGGAAGAUAAAGGCCAAGAAGGGCAAAUAGAUCCGCUGUUUCAUACUACCACGUCAAUAAAAACACAAAUCCCA